This is a messenger RNA of Saccostrea cuccullata (small rock oyster), 1173 nucleotides long. RefSeq names its product BTB/POZ domain-containing protein 2-like. The coding region runs from base 1 to 1173 and encodes 390 amino acids. Lineage: Eukaryota; Metazoa; Mollusca; Bivalvia; Ostreida; Ostreidae. The record is from RefSeq and is a predicted model, not a curated record. Gene Ontology annotation, molecular function: protein binding. Gene Ontology annotation, cellular component: cytosol. The transcript has 2 exons. Gene Ontology annotation, biological process: neurogenesis.
AUGUUUGAAGGACAAGAAAAUAGUUUAAAGCAGGCUGUUGAAGUGGAAGACACUCAGAAAGACAUAUUUUUGAAGUUCCUGCAAUUUCUAUACACUGAUAAUGCUCCUGUUACCGCAGAUAACUUCGGAAACCUGAUGUACUGUGCCAAGAAAUAUGAUAUAGAAACGUUGUCAUCUUUUUGUAAAAGAUCUUUACAAUCAUUCAUCAAGCCGGACCUGGUUUGCAAGAUGAUGGAAUUUGCAUAUCAAUUUGACGACUCGGAAAUCAUAGAUACAUGUUUGAAAACAAUUGAAGUCAACACCCCUAGUUUUUUAUACACCGAGUCUUUUAUGAAGUUGUGUUCAACUUGUGUCUAUAAAAUAACUCAGCAUGAUAGAAUUUUUGCUCCAGAAGAUGUUGUUUAUCAACAGGUCUGUAUAUGGUCAGAAAAAGAAUGUGCUCGACAAGAAUUACCAGUCACCGCAGAAAAUCAGAGAAUGGUUUUAGGGGAUAUUCUUUUCGAAGUUCGCUUUCCAAAUAUGAAUCAUCAGUUCUUGGACAAUAUCGUAUGUGAAUCAAAUCUUUUGACUGACAAAGAUAAAAUAGAAAUUUUGCGAAGGCAGCUAAAAUCAAAAACCGAAAAAUCUUGCAAAUUUAAGUAUCACGAAAGGAUAUGGCGGUCUUCUAAAGUGAAGUCAAGCCAAUUUUCAUCAAAGAUUCGCAUGCUUAAUUGUAAAAGUGGUAAUACUGAUUUUUCAUUAAAUUUCCACGUAUCUUCUUACUCUGUUUUGGUUGGAAUAUACUUAAAUAUUGAGAAGUUAAGACAACAUAACGUUCAGGAUGUCAAGGUUGUUGGCACCAUUUCGGAAUCAAAUGUUAGAAGAAACAGCAGCACAGUGGAAUUUUCCAUUCCAUUUUGUCAAAUAGAAGAUAACCUUAUGGAACUAUACCCAAAUUAUUUCGUUCCAGUGAAAGUACAAUCAAAAUAUACUAUUUCAAUUGGAUUUGUUUUCAACAGUACAUUUGGAGAAGUAUGUAAUGGCCUAGAUAUUGAAUAUAAACAAAUAAAACAACAUGAGACAACUGCUGAAUUUAAUGGUAAAGAAUUAUCAUUAAGUAGACCUCAUUCAUUCACAGAAGAGCUUGAAACACUAAAAAAGUUCAUUUUAAUAACUGGAUUACACCUUGUUUAA